AUGAGUCGCGGCCGGAUCGCGUCCCGCCCAGAGCCGACGUGCUCGCCGUCCACGGGCGAGUACUAUGUCGACGCCUCGGGGGGUGAUCUCCAGGUCGAUGUGUUGAACUGGACGCUAGCCAACGGCGGCCUUGCGCCCAAGUCGUGGACCGACUACCUCUACUUGUCGGUUGGCAGCACUCUCUCCAACGCCGGCGUAAGCGGGCAAGCCUUUCACCACGGACCUCAGAUCAGCAAUGUCCACGAGCUCGAUAUGGUCACAGGCAAGGGCGAGCUGAUAACAUGCUCAGAAGAUCAGAACUCAGAGCUGUUCCAUGGAGUUCUCGGUGGUCUGGGACAGUUUGGGAUCAUCAUCAGAGCCCGGAUUGCACUGGAGACAGCUCCUCACGGGGUGAGAUGGAUCCGAGUACUGUACUCCGACUUCGCGGCCUUCACCAGAGACCAGGAGCAGCUCGUCUCGCUCCACAGCGCCCACCGGAGCGAAAGGUUCGACUACAUCGAAGGCUUCGUCAUCAUUGAUGAAAGCCUCAUCAACAACUGGAGGUCGUCCUUCUUCUCCCCCAAGAACCAUGUUAAGGUAAGCUCUGUUCACUCCAACACGCUGCUGCCUCGCUGCCUCGGCUCCUCGGCCUCGUGCGCAGCCGCCCGCGUCAGCUCCUCGGCUGACGGCGCAACCUACUGCCUCGGCCCCUCGGCCUCAUGCGCAGCCAAGACGCUGCAGCCAGCACCCUGCCUCGGCUCCUCGGCAGCCCGCUGCCUCGGCCCCUCGGCCACGUGCACAGCCAACACGCUGCCGAGAUCUACCUCAACGCGGCCUGCCCUCCCGAGCAGCGCCCGCUCGGUCGCAGCCUGCCUGCGCCGAGCUCCUCGGUCAUAA
Molecule: messenger RNA, 876 nt
Organism: Musa acuminata AAA Group (dessert banana)
Lineage: Eukaryota; Viridiplantae; Streptophyta; Magnoliopsida; Zingiberales; Musaceae
Product: cytokinin dehydrogenase 5-like
Exons: 2
Coding region: 1-876 (291 amino acids)
Biological process (GO): cytokinin metabolic process
Molecular function (GO): FAD binding; cytokinin dehydrogenase activity
Source: RefSeq, a predicted model, not a curated record